Brassica oleracea var. oleracea is the source of this 926-nucleotide messenger RNA. RefSeq names its product PLASMODESMATA CALLOSE-BINDING PROTEIN 5-like. The transcript has 3 exons. The record is from RefSeq and is a predicted model, not a curated record. The coding region runs from base 203 to 745 and encodes 180 amino acids. Lineage: Eukaryota; Viridiplantae; Streptophyta; Magnoliopsida; Brassicales; Brassicaceae.
GGGUCAGAGGGUUUUAAAACGGCCCAAAAUGAUUUUAACCGGAAGUUACCGAGUUCAAUAACCGGUAAAAGAGUCAAAACUCCAAAAACUCUGCCUCUUUCAGAUUCACUUACUCUUCGUCUUCCUCUUCUUACAGAAACUGUUAGAUCUUUCCAUAACCGAUCACUCACUUCUAACUCCACUUCGAAAUCUCCGUCUUAAAAUGAUUGGUUAUACUCCUUCUCAGUUUCACUUCCACUACCUCCUAAUGCAUCUCUCCCUCGUCAUCACCGUCACUACUGCGCAGUUCAAUGGACAGGCGUCAGAGACGGAUCUCUGGUGCGUGGCGAAGAACAACGCAGAAGAUUCGGCUCUUCAAGCAGCAAUCGACUGGGCUUGUGGUCCCGGUGGCACCGACUGCGCCGGGAUCCAGCAAGGUGGGCCUUGCUACGAUCCGUCAGAUAUAGUGAAAACGGCGUCGUAUGUUUUUAAUAACUAUUACCUGAAGAAUGGUCCGGAAGAUGAAGCUUGCAACUUUAGUAACAGUGCAGCUGUUACUUCCCUUAAUCCUAGUCAAGGAACAUGCAAACUCCCUUCAAGUAAGAGGGUGAGUAAUGGAAAUAUAGUGGAUGCUGCUACCACUUCAACGCAGGGAACAACUGCACAAGAAUCCUCAGAUUUUAACCGAGCGGGACGGAUCUUCAGCAGCAUCUGGUCGUUGCCUUUCAUCAUUCUAGGCCUUGUUAUGAUCAAUCAUCACUUUUAGCAACCACAUCGUUGUUGAAUUGAAGCUAACCCUUUUUAGUAUCACGAUGUAUCUUUUUACUAGCAUAUAAAUAUUGUUCCAUUACACAAAAAAUAUCCACACAGAGAAAAAAAACAGAGUUUCAAGGCCUACAGUGUAUAAAAUUAAAAUUUAUCGACGUAUGUAUGAGUUAUAUGCAUUA